Molecule: messenger RNA, 3469 nt
Organism: Chenopodium quinoa (quinoa)
Lineage: Eukaryota; Viridiplantae; Streptophyta; Magnoliopsida; Caryophyllales; Amaranthaceae
Exons: 7
Coding region: 1065-3383 (772 amino acids)
Source: RefSeq, a predicted model, not a curated record
AUCGGAUUCAGCUGUAAGAGGCCUCGUACGUGCAGACUGGGUGGGUUGAGUCAAGGAUAGGUGGGUUAUGGGCAGGGUGGGAUAGCUCAACAUAGGAUUGGCAGCCCGGGUUAGGGGUAGGGUGGGCCAAGUCGUGGGUUGCAGAGUAAAAAAAAAAAAAAAAAAGGUGUCGUCAAGGUUGGGUUUGUUGGUUAAAUAGGUGGGUCGAGUAGGUUCGUGGGUGGAUCAAGUUGGUUUUUUGGGUUAGGAUUAGGUGGGUCAAAUGGUAGUUAGUUGUACAUCAAAUAUGUUUUUUUUUAGAGAGCCACCAAGGCGAGAGUGAUAAGAAUCGAUUUUAAGAUCUCUUUGAAUCGGAAAAAAAACUUUAACCAUAUGAGUUAUCCUUUAUUCUCGUAUAGGUCAAAUAGGUGAGUGUGUAGGCCAGGUGGUUAAUUGGUUAAAUAUCCAAGUUUGUUUUUCAAAAUAGUCUCCCAAAACAUAUUUGGUAUGAUAUUAUUUGACCCAACAAUAACUUAAUGACUACUGAUGUAAAGAACCAAAAUCUUUUUAGUGUGGCUACUACUUUUAUUUUUAUUUUUUUUUUUGAAAAAAUAUAAGAUGAAAAUUUUCAAAAACUAGCAGAGAAUAAGAUCUCAAAACUCAUUAAUACAGUAGUACCAACCAGCUAGGACACACUCUAAUCUUCUGAUUUAACCCCCCACCCCACAACCCACAUUAAAAUAAAUAAAAGAAAGAUUCCAGUAAUAAAAACUAAAAAGGAAAUAAAUAAAGAAAACAAAAAUAAUGAGUAAUAAUUCCAAUAUUUAAUUCCCUGAGCCGGGUCACAAAAUCUAGCCGUUACACUAUCCCACCGCUAUCUAUCUAAUUUCACGUUACACCCCACAACCACUUUUUAAAACAUCAAUCUGACCGUUACUCUUUUAUUCUCUCUCCUCAAAACACUUGACUUCCUCUGCAUCUUUUUUUUUUUUUUACUUCACUUCUAACUCUUCUUGUCUUACUUUCUGUAUUAGCUAACUCCCUCAUCAUCAUCCUCCUCAUACACCUCACUCGAUUCGAUAAAAAUGUCGGUGGCAUACGCGUUUGGUAAGGAAGAUUUGGCAGUGGAUCAAAGCCUUGGGUACCCAAGAGCGUACGCUAAGCUUUGUAAAGAUACAAGUAUUAGUCCUUAUUGUCAUGGUCCUCCUUUUACUUUCACUCCCUAUUCUUUACAUCCCCAAGAGGCAUCAAGGGCAGAGGAAUUAGAUGAUUUGUUUCCUAUAAUCGACCCACAAGCGAAACCAACAGCCAAUUACAGAAUCUUUGUUAGUAUAAUAUGGAAGCAACUCAAUCACCUAGGAAAUGCCGGUUUUGAUCCGGCCAUGUUUCGGGUUGAUCCUUAUGGCAAUGUCAUCUACCUUCAUGCUGAUGCCGCCUCCCCACUCGCUUGGGAUAUCGAUCACUGGUUCCCUUGUUCAAGAGGAGGAUUGACUAUACCAAGCAAUUUAAGGAUACUUCAAUGGCAAGUUUGCAAGAGGAAGCACAAUCAGUUGGAAUUUUUAGUUCCUUGGUGGGAUUUGCAAUUGGGCAUAUCUAUUGACCAGUUUUUAUCUGUCUUUGCUGCGUCGAAUUCGGAUUUUAGGCAUAGGGCAUUUAGGUGGAUGUUUGCAGCAGGUGAGAACGAAGAGCUGAAUGAUAUGCAAACUGUAGACUCUCAUAAUUUUCCUCAACCAUUUAUGGAGUCGAAAGAGCACCUUGGCCUAGCGCCUGCUGCUGUUGUUGCUCGUGCUCGAAAAGAAUUUGUUGAUUCCACUUUGAGAACAUUAGAUGUCAAUAGACAGCAUAGGCCUACUACUCCUAUGAUAGCUCCUUCGAGGAAAUCGAAGAAUGCUGGGUCAAAGGAGAAUGAGAUGCCUGAUAUGGCAACAAACCCUUACCAAGCCUUGGUUAUGGCAAGAGAUUCAUUGAAGCGAAGAGAAGAGACUAAUAAGAUGAAGGCAGAAAUUCAAAGUUUGGAUGAUGAAGUGACUGAAUUGAAGCUAAAGAAUGAGGAAGAAAAGAUGACAAUUCAAGAGCUUGAGUUAGCAUUGAUUAAACGUAGAAGACGGGCUGAAAAAUGUCGUAGAGUGGCUGAGGCUCAAUCUUCUUACAGAACAAUGCUGGAGAAAAUGAUCAGAAAUGCAAUGCAUCAGAGUGUGGUUUACAAAGAACAGUUGAGGCUAAACCAGGCUGCAACCAACACACUCAUGGCAAGACUGGAAGCGCAAAUGGCAAUAUGUAACUCGGCUGAGAAACAGCUUGCUAAGAAGUAUAAGCAAAGGGAUGAACUUGAGAAACAAAUAAAGCCAGAGUGGGAACAAGCAAGGAAGAGAUCAAGGACUGAUAUUGAUGAUGCUUUUGCUGAGGAGAAACAAGACCGAACACUAAUCUACUUACCGAGGAUCAAGUCAAAGACACCUUCACACAAGGAGCUAAGGAAGUUCCUAGAAGAAGAACACAACUUGUCAGAAGAAGCCCUUUUGAUGAUUGAAGAGAACAGAAUAGAAGAAGAAACAGAAGAGACACCGAGACUUACAUUAGACCCCGAGAUAGAAGAGGAAGAAACAAGUCAUAAUGUGGAGGAGUCAAGUGUCAAAUUCCCCUUUGCUCGAGAAGUAGAUGAUGAUGAUGAGGAAUCGAGGAAGGAGAAAGGGAAAGGCAAUGUAGAGAAAUGGUUACAUUUGCUGCUGGAAAACACAGAAGGCGAAGAUAAUUUGAAUUUUAGCCCUCCUAAAGUAGCUCAAGAACCCGAGACUAGCAGCAAUACUGAUGAAAUCAUCAAAAAGCUCAAUGAAAAAUUCCCACAGAAGGAGAUCAAAGUCCUGAAACCUCCUGUUUCUGAUGGAAAGAAGAAGAGUGUAGAGGUUGAAACCAGUAAACCGAGGUCAAUGAGCACUCCUAGGAGAUCCAUUUCGGUUGAGCCAAGAAGCCAUGAAACAAAAAAUGAAAAAAAGAAGGAAGAAAUUGUUUCAGCUGAAGUUAAAAAACCAAGGGCAAUGAGCACUCCAAGAAGAUCCAUAUCAUAUCAGGCCGAUAUCACUAGCAAAGGAAGUGAAGCAAGGAAGAGUUUAGGAGCAAGGAGAUCCAUUUCUUCUGAGACUGAGAGUGAAGCAAAGAAGAGUUUUGGAGGAGGGAAAGAUAAAGGGAUUGCUAGGACUGAGAGCGCGAGGUUCUUCAGGCAACUCCCAUCUUCUCCUUCAAAGAUAUUAAAUAUGAGAAAGGGGGUGGAUUGUAUAAGAAAGAAGCCACUCGUGAUAGACGAUGAUGAAGACUAUAAUCAUAUUGAUGAGAAUCAUUAUCAUUCGGCUGGUGACAACUUCCUCAAGUCAUCCAUCAAAUCCAUCAAGAAGGCUGUCAAAAUUUAAGUUGUAAAUUUUGUAAUGUAAAUUAUUUCCAUAUUCUUUUUGUUUGUUGAGGUUGAUAUUCAUUUGUGUGUGAACUUAAAUUUCAU